Alosa sapidissima (American shad) is the source of this 2164-nucleotide messenger RNA. RefSeq names its product endoplasmic reticulum protein 44 (gene erp44). The transcript is spliced from 11 exons. The record is from RefSeq and is a predicted model, not a curated record. The coding region runs from base 109 to 1332 and encodes 407 amino acids. NCBI's taxonomy places the organism in Eukaryota, Metazoa, Chordata, Actinopteri, Clupeiformes, Clupeidae.
CUGUUGUCGCUUUCUGUGCUUGCCUACUGUCCACUUCCUGAAGCUGAGUAGUGGAGUGGUAUCGAGAGACUGGGAAGAUUCUACAACACCAAUUAACUCCACUGUACAAUGAAAUUAACAUCAAUCAUACCCGGUCUUGAUCUCCACUACUUUACGAUAUUACUGGUAGUAGGCCUGUACAGUCCAGUGUGGGGAGAGAUAACCAGUCUGGAUGCCGGCAACAUAGAUGACACGCUCAAUAAUGCCGGAGUGGCACUCGUUAACUUUUAUGCGGACUGGUGUCGCUUCAGUCAGAUGCUGCACCCCAUCUUUGAAGAAGCAUCAAACGUGGUUAGGGAGGAAUACCCAGACAGCCGAGAUGUGGUGUUUGCACGGGUGGACUGCGACCAGCACUCGGACAUUGCCCAGCGGUAUCGCAUCAGUAAGUACCCGACACUAAAGCUCUUCCGGAAUGGAAUGAUGAUGAAGCGCGAGUACCGGGGUCAGAGGUCAGUGGCAGCCAUCGCCGACUUCAUCCGCCAGCAGAAGGUCCAGCCCAUCGUAGAGAUGAAGAGCCUAGAGGAACUCGCCACUAUAGACAGGAGUAAGCGCACCAUUGUGGGCUACUUUGAGCAGAAGGAGGCCGAAAACUACAAGAGCUUUGAGAAAGUGGCCAAUAUCCUGCGAGAUGACUGUGUGUUCAUGGCUGCCUUUGGGGAGGUGUCUAAGCCAGAGCGCUUCAGCGGUGAUAACGUGAUCUACAAACCUAUGGGGGAGAACGUUCCAGAUAUGGUGUACCUGGGCACGCUCACCAACUUCGACCUGACGUACGCCUGGGCCCAGGACAAGUGUGUCCCUCUGGUCCGAGAGAUCACCUUUGAGAAUGGAGAGGAACUGACGGAGGAGGGCAUUCCCUUUCUGAUCCUCUUCCAUCUGAAAGACGACACGGAGAGCCUGGAGAAGUUUCAGCACGAGGUUGCCCGGCAACUCAUCAGUGAGAAGGGUUCCAUUAACUUCCUGCACGCCGACUGCGAUAAGUUCCGCCACCCUCUCCUCCAUAUCCAAAAGACGCCCGCAGACUGCCCCGUCAUCGCCAUUGACAGCUUUAGACACAUGUAUGUCUUCCCAGAGUACAGCGACGUCACGAUUCCAGGAAAGCUGAAACAGUUUGUGUUAGACCUUCACUCAGGAAAAUUACAUAGAGAGUUCCACCAUGGGCCUGAUCCUACAGACAGCACACCAGGACAGGAGGAGAACAGGGAGGUUGCAAGCAAUCCUCCAGAGAGCUCUUUCCAGAAGCUGGCUCCCAGCGAAACGCGCUACACUCUCCUGAGAGACCGCGACGAGCUGUGACCCAAACACACUCUACAAUACACACACACACACACAUACAUCACACACACACAGACACACACACAGACAUUUAGAACACACAACCCACCCAGAACCUAGAGCCGGCAGUCCCGCCCCCGUGGCCUGGCCCCGCCUCUCCUGGCGGACCCUCCAUCACUCUGUUUAACUGUGGACAUCAAGGACAAGGACAAGAAGGACGCGUGAAGAAAUGGAGAGAGAGAGAGAAAGAGAAAAUAGGAGAAGAAAAACAAAUAGAGCGUUUUUUUAUUUUUUGAAGCGUGUAAAUAUGUUUGUGCUCUGUCGGUCAGUCGUGUCUAAAUUAAAUACAUUUUGUUUCUGUUUUGCUUCCCCACCCCAUUUCUGUCAGCCGAAGUUUUUUCUUGUUUUUUGUAAGAAAAGAAAAAAAAUCAACCAGAGCAAUGAAGAGGUGAUGCUCCUACUGAGGUACAGACAUGAGUUUGGAUCUCUCAUGGGUCUGAGGAAUUAUGGGAAAUUUCACUUUCAAUGAUGUGCAGGCCGUUCACUGUGUGUGUGUGUGAGUGUGUGAGAGAGAGGGAGAGGGGAUGUAGAACAAGAGAUGCAGGCCAUUCACUGUCUUACUGUGGUCAUUCAAUACUCACUCCAGUACUCUGUGUGUGUGUGCGCGUGCGUGUAUAAAAGAGGGUGAAAGGUGUGUGUUCGGAUGCAGACUUGUUCAGGUCCAGGCUCAUGAAGUCUCAUAUGAAGCCCUGCCACAAAGGCUGGAGCACAACUGGGGAUGGUGGAGGGGAGUAAAUCAGUCAUCUCAGAAGGGGAAGGAAAAAAUAAAAUAAAAUAAAAACAUUUUACAAGA